Messenger RNA from Cuscuta campestris, 3706 nucleotides. NCBI's taxonomy places the organism in Eukaryota, Viridiplantae, Streptophyta, Magnoliopsida, Solanales, Convolvulaceae. The record is from the annotation of a GenBank genome assembly.
CCAAACGCAGAUCGUUCAAUUGGGAAUCCUACGCAGCAAUAGCUCAGCAAUGUCUUCUUCCUCUUCUCUUCUCCUAUAUAAAGAACUCAAUUCUUUCAUUUCUUCACCAUUCUUCUUCAUUUUUCUUCCUAAGUGUUCCCGAGAGUGUGAGGAGUGUUCUGCAGGUUCUAUCAUUUUGGUGUGAAGCCGCCGAAGCUAGUCACAAACCUUGGCGGAAGUUUUACCAGAAAAUUCUCAAAACCUUCGUUAAGCUUUGAGCCCAAAACUAUCUCCUGCCCGCCUGGUGAAGAAAAAAAAAAGAAAAAUGAGAAGGGGUUGAAGGAGAAGGGCUACAGUUGAAGCGAGAAGCUCCAGAGCUUCAGAGCAGAGAUUUAAACAAUCUUUCAAUUCCGAAAAAGGGAUUCGAGAAUGGAAGUGGGUUUGGAUGUUAUUGACCUUACUCCCUUAUCCCAAUUUGGAUGCAAAAGAAGAAAGGUUUCUCUCAAUGGGGUGAUUCUGGGCCGGGGUUUAGUUGAUUGUGAGUCUUCUUUACCCACUCUAAGGUCUGCAGAUUAUUUUACUGUGCCCCAUUUGAGCGAAUUGGCUGCCCGGGAGUCAAAGAGUCCUGGUUAUUGCAGUAGAGUUGUUGAUUUUACUGUGGGAAGGAUUGGUUUCGGAAGCAUCAGAUUUAUUGGGGAAACUGACAUUAGAGGGUUGGAUCUUGAAAGCAUAGUCAAGGUUAGAAGACAUGAAGUUGUUGUAUAUGAAGAUGAAACAUCGAAGCCUGCAGUUGGUGUGGGGCUUAAUAAGCCUGCUGAAGUGACCCUUUUAUUGAAACUAAAGCACUUGUACCAAGACACUGAAGAUUCAUCAAGAAAACUCGUAGAGACUUUAAAGAUGAAAACAAAGUGCCAGGGAGCGCACUUCAUUUCGUUUGACAGAGAAAUUGGUGAAUGGAAAUUCUUGGUUCAACAUUUUAGCAGAUUUGGUUUUAGUGAAGAAGAUGAAGAAGAAGAUAUCACUAUGAAUGAUGUUUCACCAGAAGUUCUAGCUCCACUGGACAUGAACAAGGGCGAAGAUUCUGAUAUAGCUGAAGAAAUGUCUUUGACUGAUCCUACACUCCUCUCUCAUUCUCUUCCUGCUCAUCUGGGGCUUGAUCCUGUGAAGAUGAACGAAAUGAGAAUGUUGAUGUUUCCAUCUGAAGAAGAGGAUUUAGGUGAUUAUAGUGGUCUUCCUUUGCAUAGACGAUCACGUCUCAACAGAGAAUCAUCAAAGUCGCCCAUAUUCCAGAAAAGUAACCCGCAUUUGAUUCGCAAGACUCCUUUAGCUCUUAUUGAAUACAAUGCUAGUAGUUUUGGCUCAAGCUCACCGGGCUCUAUUUUAAUGACACAACAAAACAAAGGUGUGCUCCUAAGGACAACAAAUUCUGAAGGGUUUAAGCUGGAUGCCAAGCAGCAAACUCCUGUAAUGGGAAGUCAUUCCAGCAACGUGGUAGAUGCUGCAUUGUUCAUGGGUAGAUCGUUUCGAGCAGGGUGGGGGCCUAAUGGGAUCCUUGUUCAUUCUGGUGCACCCGUUGGAGCUAGUGAGUCCACAAUAUCCUCCAUAAUCAACUUAGAAAAAGUUUCUAUUGGUAAAGUGGCAAAAGACACGAAUCACAAAGUUAGGGAUGAACUUGUUGAUUUUUGCUUCGCUUCCCCGCUGGCUCUUCACAAGGAAAUAAAGCAUGAAACACAAGAGAUUGAGGUGGGCAGUUGCAGUUUAAAGCUUCAAAAACUCGUAUGUGAUCGUUUCAUCCUUCCAGAGAUUUGCAGAAGCUAUAUUGAGAUUGUUGAGAAGCAAUUGGAGGUUCCUGGGUUGUCAUCCUCUUCUCCUAUUGUAUUGAUGCACCAAGCAAUGGUCUGGGAACUGAUCAAAGUUCUCUUUUCCUCUAGACAUGUGAACGAGAAACCAAAAUCUCUGGAAGUCGAUGACAGUGAGGAAGAAAUGAUGUUUGAAGGGAAAGAAAGUACACCAGAUGUAGACACAGAGGCACUUCCUCUCAUAAGAAGGGCAGAAUUUAGUUAUUGGUUGCAGGAGAGUGUCUGUCAUCGGGUACAGGAGGAAGUGAGCUCUUUGGAUGAGUCCAGUGAGCUACAACACAUAUUCUUACUGCUGACAGGGCGACAGCUGGAUGGUGCCGUGGAACUUGCUGCUUCUAGAGGAGAUGUCCGGCUGGCAUGUCUUUUGAGUCAGGCUGGUGGAUUUACUGACAACCGCGUUGAUAUUGAUAAGCAGUUUGAGAUUUGGAGAGUAAAUGGAUUGGACUUUAGCUUUAUUGAGACAGAAAGAGUUAGACUUCUCCAGUUGCUUGCUGGUGACAUCCAUAUGGCAUUACAGGAUGUAAAUAUAGACUGGAAAAGAUUUUUGGGACUUUUGAUGUGGUAUCACCUUUCACCUGAUACUUCAUUACCUCUUGUUUUCCGUUCUUAUCAACAACUUCUGAAUGAAGGGAAAGCUCCGUCUCCAGUGCCCAUUUACAUUGAUGAAGGACUGGAUGCAGAGUGUCUGAAUCCACAUAAAGAGGAAAAGUAUGACUUGUCAUAUUAUCUCAUGUUGCUUCAUGCCAAUCAAGAAACUGAUUGUGGUCUUUUGAAGCCUAUGUUUAGCGCCUUUGCAUCAACAAAUGAUCCACUUGACUACCAUAUGAUUUGGCAUCAACGGGCUGUUCUAGAAGCUGUUGGGGCUUUCAGCUCUAAUGAUCUUCAUGUCUUAGACAUGGGACUUGUUACCCAACUGCUUUGUCUUGGGCAAUGCCAUUGGGCCAUCUACGUGGUGCUCCACAUGCCUUAUCGUGAAGAUUGCCCAUGUAUGCAUGCCACCGUGAUCAGGGAAAUCCUUUUUCAAUAUUGUGAAACUUGGAGUUCUCAAGAUUCACAACGAAAGUUUAUCGAGGGUUUGGGUAUUCCUUCACCAUGGUUACAUGAGGCACUGGCAAUGUAUUACAAUUACCAUGGUGACUGUUCAAAAGCUCUUGAGCACUUUCUCAAGUCUGGUGGAUACUGGCAGAAGUCACAUACCAUUUUUAUGACUUCUGUUGCGCACUCUCUAUUUUUAUCCGGGGAGCACCUUGAGAUAUUUACACUUGCGACCUCCAUGGAGAGUCACAAGGCCGAAAUUGAAGAUUGGGACUUAGGAGCUGGGAUAUAUCUAUCCUUCUAUUUGUUAAGGAGUUCAUUGAAUGAAGAAAAUGACACAAUGAAUGAAAAGGACUCUCUACAGAAUAAAAACAAUGCAUGCGCAGACUUUAUUAGUCACUUAAAUGAGUCUCUGGCUCUUUGGAAUAGCAAAUUACCCGUUGAUGCAAGGGUUGUAUAUUCAAAGAUGGGAGAGGAAAUAUGCAACCUUCUUCUAGGAAGCAGUGAAGAAGAAGAUGAAGGUUCAACAAGUGAGGCACAACUGUGUUGUUAUCAUGAUACAGUGUUUAAGGCCCCCAUCUCUCAAGACCUUCAAAACUACCAUCUGCAGGAUGCUGUUUCAUGUUUUACUUCUUACCUUUCAGAACUUGUUUCCUAGGUUCAUUUCUCAUCUCUUUCCUAUUUAUUUCUUCUCAUAUAUUUUUUUUCAUUUUUGAAAUUGAAACUUGUGCCUUGUAUACAUGCUUUGCAAGUUUGAAUUAAAUGUGUAAUUUUGAUCAUAUAAUACGGAGUAUUAUUGAUAUGCUCUGGUUCAAUACAUUGAUUAAUCUAAU